This is a messenger RNA of Alexandromys fortis (reed vole), 1124 nucleotides long. RefSeq names its product claudin 11 (gene Cldn11). NCBI's taxonomy places the organism in Eukaryota, Metazoa, Chordata, Mammalia, Rodentia, Cricetidae. Gene Ontology annotation, molecular function: structural molecule activity. Bases 191 to 814 code for a protein of 207 amino acids. Gene Ontology annotation, biological process: cell adhesion; bicellular tight junction assembly. Gene Ontology annotation, cellular component: plasma membrane; bicellular tight junction. The record is from RefSeq and is a predicted model, not a curated record. The transcript has 3 exons.
CAGCGCUGCUGUCCCCGCCAGACGCACCUGUCUUCGCGGCAGCGCUAGCAGCAUCUCCUGCUCCACCUCGAGUGUCCUGAGCCAACGGCUCGCCAGGGCGGCAGGGAAAGCUUAGGGCAGGCCUUGUCCAGGCCGGCGCAGGGGGCACAGUCGGCGAGGGUCGAGCCACGUGAACGUCGCUGCUGCCACCAUGGUAGCCACAUGCCUGCAGGUGGUGGGCUUCGUCACGAGCUUCGUGGGUUGGAUCGGCAUCAUCGUCACCACGUCUACCAAUGACUGGGUGGUGACCUGCAGCUACACCAUCCCCACCUGCCGAAAAAUGGACGAAUUGGGCUCCAAGGGGCUGUGGGCCGACUGCGUCAUGGCCACUGGUCUCUACCACUGCAAGCCCCUCGUGGACAUCCUCAUCCUCCCGGGCUACGUGCAGGCUUGUAGAGCCCUCAUGAUUGCUGCUUCCGUUCUGGGUCUGCCAGCCAUCUUGCUGCUGUUGACGGUUCUUCCCUGCAUCCGAAUGGGCCACGAGCCUGGAGUGGCCAAAUACAGGCGAGCCCAGCUGGCGGGGGUGCUCCUCAUCCUGCUGGCUCUCUGUGCCAUUGUGGCCACCAUCUGGUUCCCCGUAUGUGCCCACCGUGAGAUCACCAUCGUGAGCUUUGGCUACUCGCUGUAUGCAGGCUGGAUCGGUGCCGUGAUGUGCCUGGUGGGUGGCUGUGUCAUCGUCUGCUGCUCCGGGGAUGCACAGUCAUUUGGAGAAAACCGUUUCUAUUACUCCUCUGGCUCCAGCUCGCCCACGCAUGCCAAGAGUGCCCACGUCUAAGAGGGCUGCUCCACUGCCCACCGAGGUGCUGUAGAUGCUGGGCCUGGGGCCCUGGGUUUGCUCGCCACAGUGGGGAGAAGCCCACUUCUCUGCCAGGCACUAAAGCCAAAGGUCUAGAAAGUAUCCUGCCUGGUGGUUAGCAGUCUUAACACCCCACCCACCCCACCCACCCCACCACUUCUCGGUUCUUAGAAGAAAUCUCUAGCUCAGAUAAUGCCCACAUAGUUUUCUCCUGGUGUUGCCCGCUGUUAGCUCUUUCCUUGGGCAUUCCACUGUUGUUGAAUAAAAAAAUAUUUGUUUCUCUCUUAAA